AUGCGAACGUCCUCCACUUUGCUCAGUGAAAACCAAGAUCAGAGUGGGGCGUACAGCGGGGCGUACAGUGGGGCGUACAGUGGGCGUACAGUGGGGCGUACAGUGGGGCGUACAGUGGGGCGUACAGUGGGGCGUACAGUGGGGCGUACAGUGGGCGUACAGUGGGCGUACAGUGGGGCGUACAGUGGGGCGUACAGUGGGGCGUACAGUGGGGCGUACAGUGGGGCGUACAGUGGGCGUACAGUGGGGCGUACAGUGGGGCGUACAGUGGGCGUACAGUGGGCGUACAGUGGGCGUACAGUGGGGCGUACAGUGGGGCGUACAGUGGGGCGUACAGUGGGGCGUACAGUGGGCGUACAGUGGGGCGUACAGUGGGCGUACAGUGGGGCGUACAGUGGGGCGUACAGUGGGGCGUACAGUGGGGCGUACAGUGGGGCGUACAGUGGGGCGUACAGUGGGGCGUACAGUGGGGCGUACAGUGGGGCGUACAGUGGGGCGUACAGUGGGGCGUACAGUGGGCGUACAGUGGGGCGUACAGUGGGGCGUACAGUGGGCGUACAGUGGGCGUACAGUGGGGCGUACAGUGGGGCGUACAGUGGGGCGUACAGUGGGCGUACAGUGGGGCGUACAGUGGGGCGUACAGUGGGACGUACAGUGGGGCGUACAGUGGGCGUACAGUGGGGCGUACAGUGGGACGUACAGUGGGACGUACAGUGGGACGUACAGUGGGGCGUACAGUGGGGCGUACAGUGGGGCGUACAGUGGGGCGUACAGUGGGGCGUACAGUGGGGCGUACAGUGGGCGUACAGUGGGGCGCACAGUGGGGCGUACAGUGGGGCGUACAGUGGGGCGCACAGUGGGGCGUACAGUGGGGCGCACAGUGGGGCGUACAGUGGGGCGUACAGUGGGGCAUUGUGA
Knipowitschia caucasica is the source of this 918-nucleotide messenger RNA. NCBI's taxonomy places the organism in Eukaryota, Metazoa, Chordata, Actinopteri, Gobiiformes, Gobiidae. The record is from the annotation of a GenBank genome assembly.